Drosophila rhopaloa is the source of this 7298-nucleotide messenger RNA. RefSeq names its product tyrosine-protein kinase Abl (gene Abl). The record is from RefSeq and is a predicted model, not a curated record. Gene Ontology annotation, biological process: protein phosphorylation. The coding region runs from base 691 to 5829 and encodes 1712 amino acids. The transcript has 9 exons. Gene Ontology annotation, molecular function: protein binding; non-membrane spanning protein tyrosine kinase activity; ATP binding. Lineage: Eukaryota; Metazoa; Arthropoda; Insecta; Diptera; Drosophilidae.
ACACAGAAGUGGUCACACGAUUGCAAGUGGGAUUCCAAUUCGAUCCGUCGCCGUGCGUGGAAAAAAUGCACAGAUAUAGAUAAAGCAGGGAGCAACGCCAGCAGAUCAGAUACAGCUAUAUCGUCGCGAAAACCGAUUAAUAUGUCAAACACAGUCGCUUGCGGAUCAAUAAGGCCGUGAAAAAAGAACGAGUAGGAGUGAACGAGAGAGAGAGCCAGAGGCGGAGGCAGCAAAGACAAAGUGCAUUUUCAGGGCGUGUUUGUGCCCCCCUCCCCUCAGCCUCCCAAACGUCGACAAAAAGUUUGCCGACACAAAGUUUGCCAAACAUGCUGCAAAUUCGCAAAUUCACCUGAGCGGCCAAUAUAAUAACAAAUAAAAAAAUCGCAAACUUCCUUUUCUGCGUGCGUGUGUAUUUGUGUGUGCGUGAGUGUCUCCAAUCUUUUUUGUCUACUCCAAAAACGCAGAAAGAGAAAGAAAAAUGUGUGCGUGUGUGUGUGAAAUAAAUUAAAGCAAAGCAAAAGGCAAACGGCAAAUAAUUGAGCAAAAAGCCAAAAGAGAAGAGCUGAAAAAAAUAAAUAGUAAUAGUAAGCGAAAUAGCCGAAGGAGGAGCCGACGAAGGGCAGAGAGGAGGAGAGAGAAAAGUGUACAAGUUGUUGUUGCUGCGCAAGAGCGAAAACCACCCACUGGCAAAUGGGGGCUCAGCAGGGCAAGGACAGGGGCGCCCACUCAGGGGGUGGCUCAGGUGCCCCCGUCAGCUGCAUCGGUCUGUCCAGCAGCAGUAGUCCAGUGGCGUCCGUCUCCCCUCACUGCAUCUCCAGUUCCAGUGGCGGCAGUAGUGCCCCCCUUGGAGGGGGCUCCACAAUCCGAGGAUCCCGAAUCAAGUCCUCGUCCGGUGGCGUAGCCAGUGGCGUCAACGCAGGGGGAUCUGGAUCUGGACUUAGCCAAAGGAGCGGCGGUCACAAGGAUGCUGCUCGGUGCAAUCCCGUGGGUCUCAACAUAUUCACCGAACAUAACGGUACCAAGCACAGCUCUUUUCGCGGCCAUCCAGGCAAAUAUCACAUGAACUUAGAUGCCCUGCUGCAGUCGCGUCCAUUACCUCUCAUUCCGGCCGGAAGCACGGCGGCCUCUCUUUUGGCGGAUGCGGAGCUCCAGCAGCAUCAGCAGGAUUCCGGCGGACUUGGACUGCAGGGGUCCUCCCUGGGCGGCGGUCACAGUUCGACCACAUCAGUGUUUGAGUCGGCACACCGGUGGACCUCCAAGGAGAAUCUACUGGCCCCCGGACCCGAGGAGGAUGAUCCGCAAUUGUUUGUGGCGCUGUAUGAUUUCCAGGCUGGCGGAGAGAACCAGCUGAGCCUGAAGAAGGGCGAGCAGGUGCGCAUCCUUAGCUACAACAAAUCGGGGGAGUGGUGCGAGGCGCACUCAGACUCCGGAAACGUGGGAUGGGUGCCCUCAAACUAUGUGACGCCGCUCAAUUCGCUGGAGAAGCACUCCUGGUAUCAUGGCCCCAUCUCGCGCAAUGCCGCAGAGUAUUUGCUGAGCUCCGGAAUUAAUGGGAGCUUCCUGGUCCGUGAAAGCGAGAGCUCACCGGGUCAAAGGAGCAUCAGUCUCAGAUAUGAGGGUCGCGUCUAUCACUACCGCAUCUCAGAGGAUCCCGAUGGCAAAGUCUUUGUCACCCAGGAGGCCAAAUUCAACACUCUGGCGGAGCUUGUGCAUCAUCAUAGUGUGCCCCAUGAGGGUCAUGGCCUGAUCACUCCGCUCCUGUAUCCGGCACCUAAGCAGAAUAAGCCCACAGUCUUCCCGCUGAGUCCCGAGCCGGAUGAAUGGGAGAUUUGCCGGACGGACAUCAUGAUGAAGCACAAACUGGGUGGCGGGCAGUACGGCGAGGUGUACGAGGCUGUCUGGAAGAGGUACGGCAAUACGGUAGCUGUUAAGACGCUCAAGGAGGACACCAUGGCGCUGAAGGACUUCCUCGAGGAGGCGGCCAUAAUGAAGGAGAUGAAGCACCCCAAUCUGGUGCAGCUCAUAGGUGUUUGCACUCGAGAGCCGCCAUUUUACAUCAUCACCGAGUUCAUGUCGCACGGCAAUCUGCUGGACUUCCUGCGAUCCGCCGGCCGCGAGACCCUCGAUGCGGUUGCGCUGCUCUACAUGGCCACGCAAAUAGCAUCGGGAAUGAGCUACCUGGAGUCGCGCAACUAUAUCCACCGCGAUCUGGCCGCCCGCAACUGCCUGGUGGGCGAUAACAAGCUUGUCAAGGUGGCUGACUUUGGGCUGGCGCGCCUGAUGCGAGACGAUACGUAUACGGCGCACGCCGGUGCCAAGUUCCCCAUCAAGUGGACCGCUCCGGAGGGACUGGCGUACAACAAGUUCAGCACCAAGUCGGACGUGUGGGCCUUCGGGGUUCUGCUGUGGGAGAUAGCCACUUACGGGAUGUCGCCGUAUCCGGGCAUCGACCUGACCGAUGUGUACCACAAGCUGGAGAAGGGCUAUCGCAUGGAGCGGCCCCCCGGCUGUCCACCGGAGGUGUACGACCUGAUGCGCCAGUGCUGGCAGUGGGAUGCCACCGACCGGCCCACGUUCAAGAGCAUACACCAUGCGCUGGAGCACAUGUUUCAGGAAUCGUCCAUCACUGAAGCGGUCGAGAAGCAGCUGAACGCCAACGCCACCAGCGCGAGCAGCUCCGCUCCGAGCACAUCGGGCGUGGCCACCGGCGGAGGAGCCACAACCACGACGGCGGCCAGCGGCUGCCCUUCCUCAUCCUCGGCCACCGCCUCGCUCAGUCUCACACCGCAGAUGGUGAAGAAGGGUCUGCCAGGAGGUCAGUCCCUCGCGCCGAACGCCCACCACAACGAUCCGCACCAGCAGCCGGCCAGUACGCCCAUGUCAGAAACCGGCUCCAGUUCCACCAAGCUGAGCACAUUUUCCAGCCAGGGCAAAGGCAAUGUCCAGAUGCGACGCACCACCAACAAGCAGGGCAAGCAGGCUCCCGCACCACCAAAGCGUACCAGCCUGCUCUCGAGCAGUCGGGACUCCACUUAUCGCGAGGAGGAUCCUGCCAACGCACGUGGCAAUUUCAUCGACGACCUCAGCACGAAUGGUAUACACAAAUUAAAAACUGCCCACAAUUUCAGCCAGACCCUCUCUAGAAAUUUCAAGACCCAAAUUCCAACCCACCACACACACCAAAUACGUACACAACAACAACAACAGUUCGUACUGCAACAAUCCGUACCACUGCCAGUACAGCAACAACAUCAACAACAACAACAACAGAAACAACAACAGUAUUCCAUUAAGAAAUCGUCCUCCUGCAGUAGCUUUCUUUACGACAUCCUAUUUCGAGGACUAGCCCGUGACAUUAACAGUUUGACACAGCGAUACGACUCGGAGACGGAUCCGACAGCCGAUCCGGACACAGACGCCACGGGCGAUAGUCUGGAGCAGAGUCUGAGCCAAGUGAUCGCCGCUCCUGCCGCCAACAAGAUGCAGCAUUCUCUCCACGGCGGCGGAGGCGGUAUUGCUCCUCGAUCUUCGCAGCAGCACAGUUCUUUCAAGCGCCCGACUGGAACUCCAGUGAUGGGCAACCGGGGUCUGGAGACCCGUCAAAGCAAGCGCUCGCAGCAGCAUCCGCAAACCACUGCUCCAGCUCCGCCACCAACUCAACCGCAUCAUGGCAACAACGGGGUGGUCACCAGUGCCCAUCCGAUCACUGUGGGUGCUCUGGAGGUGAUGAAUGUGAAGCGGGUGGUGAAUCGCUACGGCACACUGCCCAAGGUGGCUAGGAUCGGUGCCUACCUAGACAGUCUGGAGGACAGUAGUGAGGCUGCUCCUGCUCUGCCAGCAGCUGCUCCUACUCCUCCGCCAGCCAACGGACAUGCCACACCACCGGGGGUCAGGAUCAAUCCGAAGACCAGCCCCAUUGCGCCACAGCAAAUGAUAAGGAGCAACUCCUCAGGUGGAGUGACCAUGCAGAACAAUGCGGCGGCAAGCUUAAACAAGCUGCAGCGUCAUCGCACCACCACAGAAGGCACCAUGAUGACAUUCUCCUCCUUCCGGGCCGGUGGAUCCAGUAGUUCACCCAAGCGCAGUGGUUCCGGCGUGGGAUCCGGAGCCCAGCCGGCUCUUGCCAAUCUAGAGUUUCCGCCGCCGCCAUUGGAUUUGCCUCCGCCCCCAGAGGAAUUCGAGGGUGCACCACCACCUCCUCCUCCGGCGCCAGAGAGCGCUGUCCAGGCCAUCCAGCAACAUUUGCAUGCCCAACUCCCGAAUAAUGGCAAUAUCAGCAACGGGAACGGAACGAACAACAACGAUAGUAGCCACAACGAUGUUAGCAACACCGCGCCUAGUGUGGAGGAGGCCAGCUCAAGAUUUGGAGUGUCCCUGAGAAAGCGCGAGCCCUCAACCGACUCCUGCAGCUCGCUGGGCAGUCCGCCCGAGGAUCUCAAGGAGAAGCUCAUCACCGAGAUCAAGGCGGCUGGGAAGGAUAGUGCUCCGACCUCGCAUCUAGCCAAUGGAUCUGGAAUCGCUGCCGUGGAUCCCGUCUCCCAGCUGGUCACCGAGCUUGCCGAGAGCAUGAAUCUGCCGAAGCAGACGACGCAACAACAAAAGCUAACCAACGGCAAUGGAUCCGGUUCCGGAUCCGGAUUUAAAGCUCAGCUCAAGAAAGUCGAACCCAAGAAGAUGAGCCCGCCAAUGGCCAAGGCGGAGCCGACCAGUAGCAUCAUCGACUUUAAGGCACAUCUGCGUCGGGUGGACAAGGAGAAGGAGUCGGCAACUCCAGCUCCAGUGUCAGGAGCAGCCCCCCAACUCGUAACCAUCAAUGCCAACACGGGAACUUUGAACCGGAAGGAGGACAGCAGCAAGAAGUUCGCCCAGGCCAUGCAAAAGACUGAAAUAAAAAUCGACGUUACCAACUCGAAUGUGGAGGCAGAAGCGGGAGCAGCAGGCGAUGGCGAUCUCGGCAAGCGACGAAGCACAGGUAGUAUUAAUAGCUUAAAGAAACUGUGGGAGCAGCAGCCGCCGGCGCCGGAUUAUGCCAGCAGCUCGAUUCUCCAGCAGCAGACAUCGGUGGUGAAUGGCGGGGGCACACCAAAUGCCCAGCUGUCGCCCAAAUAUGGGAUGAAAUCGGGAGCCACCGGUACUAGUACCCUCCCAGCCAAGCCGGGCAACAAGCCGCCUCCGGCAGCCCCACCACCACCGCCCCCGAAUUGCACCACCUCCAACUCCUCCACCACAACCACUAGCACCACUAGUAGAGAUUGCACCAGCAGGCAGCAGGCCGGCAGCACAAUAAAAACCUCUCAUUCAACGCAACUCUUCACAGAUGACGAGGAGCAGUCGCAUCAGGAGGGCCCAGGAUCGGGAUCGGGAAGCCAAGGAGCAACGGACAUGACCCAGUCGCUGUACGAACAGAAGCCGCAGAUCCAACAGAAGCCGGCGGUCCCACACAAGCCCACCAAGCUAACCAUCUACGCCACGCCGAUAGCGAAACUGGCCGAACCGGCCAGCUCCACCCAGAUCUCACGCGAGAGCAUCCUCGAGCUGGUGGGUCUUCUGGAGGGCUCGCUGAAGCAUCCGGUGAACGCCAUCGCAGGAUCGCAGUGGCUGCAGCUCAGCGACAAGCUCAACAUCCUGCACAACUCGUGCGUGAUCUUUGCGGAAAACGGGGCUAUGCCGCCGCACUCAAAGUUCCAGUUCCGGGAGCUGGUUACGCGGGUGGACGCGCAGUCACAGCACCUGCGCUCCGCCAGCAGCAAGAACGUCCAGGACAACGAGCGCCUGGUGGCCGAGGUGGGUCAGUCGCUGCGCCAGAUCUCCAAUGCCCUUAACAGGUAAAUAAUAAGACGGGGGAUGGACGCGCCCGACCAACAUCCGGGCAUCUGGCUGGAUGCCGAGGGCAACUUCAUCAAGCGCAAGUGAUGGGCCCCAUCUGCAGACCCAAUCAUCCAACCACACCAUCCCCCGUGGAAGCGGAAACGGAGCCGGAAAUAGGAAAACAGGAAUCGAAACUUCAAGCCCAGCGAAGAAGAAAGAAAAACUACAGUAGCAGCAGCAACUAAAAUCGGAGGAGGACACCUAUGUAUCGUACUUGGUAGCGUGUAGUAGUAGCUUCUAUUAUACAUAUAUACCCAUAUAUAUCUAGUCAGAUCUGUGCAGAGCCCCGACGAACGCUUCCAGAAAAACAAAAAUGAAAACAGAAAACAAUGAGUUGCAAAGCAAAUUUGGGUAAGGUCUCGCGGGAGGAUCCUUGUUUUUAAUUUUAAAGUAAGGGAACCCCUCCUCCCACUCACUCAACCCCUUUCAAACGUAUCCUCAAACGUAUUCGCGCUUCGUUUGUUUUAUAUAGAAAGACACAAGACAUGGCUUAAGAAUGAAAGGAAAUAUAUUCAUAGAAUAUCUCAAUAAAAUUAGUAAUUACAAAGAAAACGCAAUGCAUAUAUACAUAUACAUACAUAUAUUUACAUAUACUAGUCGUAAAAUGUUUUAUUAUACCUAUACAUUUACAUACUUCUACAAGAUAAAAGAUAUAAAAGAUAAUGAUAUUAUUAUAAAUCUAACGACCACGACACUCCCCCUUUUUUGAGAAAACGGAAACGGUAGAUGAUACUUCUUUGAAAUGCGUAUGCGCGACAUCUUUUCGAUCGCGCGUUUUAAGGCCCGCAGCAUAUAUGUCUAUGAUCAUGAUCUAUAUGUACUUGACGUAUCCAUUACAUAUACAGUAGCAAAGCCCAAAGAUAUUAUUAUUAACUGAUAACUACAACUACUACUACUCAAGUUUAUAUGUUUAGUGGCAAAGACUAAAUUGAUUUAUGUUUAAUCUAUGUUCGAGAACGAAGCGCAUCGAAAUGCUUUUAAGACGUAUUACACAACCAAUUGUAAUUAUUAUCUAAUAUUUUCAAGGAUUUUAAACAACUUUUAUACGUAAACAAAAAUCACAUAAAAAAACAAAAACCAAAUAAAUUUAUUUAAAAAUAAACGAAACAAAAAUGAAGGCUAGGGGCAGCUUGCAACAAUAUGCAGGGCGGUCAAACCUACAGAUAUAAUUAUAAAUAUUGAUGUGCAUACAAUAUAUUGCCUUUCCUUAACCCCCCAAGUCCUCUUCUUGAUCCCGAAUCGAAAAAUGGGCUUACAGAGCUGACAAGACGAAAACGAAAUGUUGCCCAAUAUAUACACAAAUAUAUUUCUGUAACUUCUAUGAUACACCAAGCGCCUGAUAUGCGCUGCAGAAUAAUAUCUAAAACGAAAACGGAUCAAAAACAAAGUACUUCAAUGAGAAAUAAAAGCGAUAUUUAAAGAAUUCAAAA